AUGGUUCAGAACGGAGGUGACUUCGACCUCGACACCAACAUGGCUACCGACGAACUCGAGAAUCGCGAAAAGUACUCGCAGAAGUUGGUCAACGAGGCCUAUGCCAAAAUCGAAGCGCUCGAGACUGCCAAGGCGAGCCGUAUCAAGAUCGAACUACCUGGUAAAUACAGAGGAACCAAGGAGGAUCUCGUAGGAUUCCUGACAAACCUCCGAUCCUACUUCCGGCUUAAUAACGACAAGUUUCCGGACGACAAAGCCAAAGUCCUCUACGCCAUCAGAAUCGAUGAUCGACUCUACAUACGAGAGCAGCAGAAACGAGGUCGAAUGAACGGAACCACGGUUAAGGCCAACGACAAGAAAAAGCGAGCGCCUGAUAGCUACACCGAGUAUCGUGACGGCCAGCAACUCAGCAACGACGUGCGGAACCCAGAAUACCAGUUUAUGCGAGCGAAUCGCGGGAAAGACGAGCGCUCGAGGGACCUCGCCUAG
This is a messenger RNA of Thermothelomyces thermophilus ATCC 42464, 489 nucleotides long. RefSeq lists its product as uncharacterized. The coding region runs from base 1 to 489 and encodes 162 amino acids. The record is from RefSeq and is a predicted model, not a curated record. Lineage: Eukaryota; Fungi; Ascomycota; Sordariomycetes; Sordariales; Chaetomiaceae. The transcript has 5 exons.